GUCCGUGGUCGUAUAUGUGCUUAGAAUUGAUUACUGUCUGAACUCGAUCCCUUCGUUGUUGCGGGAAGGCCUCGUGACUCGGCCGAGCCAAGUUUCGACCCGAACCUGUCACGGCGGAAUUGCAGCUGAGUCUGUAUAGAAUUUGGUUCCGGGAUUCUGUGGCUGCCGAGAUGGGCCACGUUAAUCGUCGUGAAUUGUACCUACUUUGGACGGACGGACGGACACCUUCAACUUCUGGCUCCAAUGUGUGAUCGGUGCAUGGACUAGUCCAGUAGAGUGUGUGAAUACGUACCUGACGGCCGAGUGGGUGAUGACUCAGUUACAGCACGAUGUUCAAUUCACUUGUCUAAUUGUGUUCCCUGGUGGUCACAAGGGUGGAGUGAGGGGCAAUUUGGAGUGACUUAUGAAUGAAUGAGACUGAAACGCGCUUGUGAACGCGUUGUUCUGGUGUUCUACACUGACGUGAUCGACUUACAUUUCAUAGAUAAAAAUAAGGCAGUAUGUACCGAUAAGACUCAUCCAGAAAAUUGGUCGAUGAAUUAAGGUUGAGGGGUGGAACUAAGAGCAAUUGCGACAGCCUCACUUCCUCGACACGGUCCGUUGUAGAGAUAUACUUUCCUUCACAGAGAGAAUAGCCAGCCUCGUGCAUGUACACGUAUCUUUCGUGUCCAUGACACAUUACAGAUACGAGACAGUUCUCUUGAGACUUCGAGCUGUUAAUGUUAAGCCCACAUGUUUACAGCAGAGGAUGAAUGCUGCAUCAACCCAGCAUUUCUCGAUUGCCGACGCAUCGGACGGCCGAACUACGGUUGGAUUCAUCCGCGAUGAGGCAAAUACUGAAACGGUUAAGCUACAGGUGUCUUUGGUCGAAAUUUCCAACAACAAAAAAUGGGGAUGAAGAAACCAUGCAGAUGACAGAUAAAACUGCUGCUGCAUCCUAUCUUCCCAUCGAGAUUGCUUCAAAACCUUAUGGAAAAUCAUGUGCCUUCAUUCGGGAAAUACUGUAGGCUAGUUUCAUUUCAGUAUCAUUUACGCCGAUUUCAUCAAAACGUUGAGAGCAUCACGAGUUUCUGAUUUGUUUCGGUGUUGAUGAACAAAGAUUCGUUCUCUCGGCUGCUUCCAUGGCCUCCUACGCUUCAAUCUGUUUUCCCUCUUCACUACAUUUUGCUCUUGCUUUAGAAGAGCUGUCGGCAUCUUACCCUUGUGUGCUGCAUAGACUUAUGAUUCCAACAACGACAGUAGUGCC
Molecule: messenger RNA, 1246 nt
Organism: Marchantia polymorpha subsp. ruderalis
Lineage: Eukaryota; Viridiplantae; Streptophyta; Marchantiopsida; Marchantiales; Marchantiaceae
Source: the annotation of a GenBank genome assembly